CCUGGUCCGCUAGUUCUGUGGGGCGAGUGAAAUAUACGCGGCUUUAUUUCCUUUGGCAAAUUUGCUAUAGUUAACUACUAUUUGAACUAAUAACAAAAUAAAGAUGGUGUUACCUCUAUUGCAACGCUCCACGCUACGCGGCGUGCAACAGCUGACCAAGCCAUGGGCGAGCGCUACCUGCAGUCUUCGCUUGGCCUCAUCAUCGCAAGAGUUUCGCGUGGAGAGCGAUACAUUCGGUGAGCUGAAGGUGCCAGCUGAUAAAUACUAUGGCGCCCAAACGAUGCGAUCCCAGAUCAACUUCCCCAUUGGCGGACCAACGGAACGCAUGCCCAAACCCGUGGUGCAGGCCAUGGGCAUCCUGAAGAAGGCUGCCGCCGAGGUGAACAAGGAGUUUGGACUCGACCAGAAGGUCAGCGAGGCCAUCUCCAAGGCCGCCGACGAUGUCAUCUCCGGCAAGCUCUACGACGAUCACUUCCCGCUGGUCAUCUGGCAAACUGGCUCCGGCACCCAGAGCAACAUGAACGUCAACGAGGUUAUCAGCAAUCGUGCCAUCGAACUGCUGGGCGGCAAGCUGGGCUCCAAGACGCCAGUGCAUCCCAACGAUCAUGUGAACAAAUCGCAGAGCUCCAACGACACCUUCCCCACGGCCAUUCACAUCUCUGUUGCCCUCGAGCUGAACAACAACCUCAAGCCCGCCAUCAAGAUACUGCACGAUGCCUUGGCUGCCAAGUCGAAUGAGUUCAAGGACAUCAUCAAGAUUGGACGCACGCACACCAUGGACGCCGUGCCGCUGACAUUGGGCCAGGAGUUCGGUGGUUAUGCCCAGCAGUUGGCCUACGCCCUGGAACGCAUCGAUGCCUGCUUGCCGCGUGUCUAUGAGCUUGCCUUGGGCGGCACAGCCGUCGGCACUGGUCUCAAUACCCGCAAAGGCUUCGCCGAAAAGUGUGCUGCCAAGAUCGCCGAGCUCACCAAGCUGCCAUUUGUCACGGCGCCCAACAAGUUCGAGGCGCUGGCUGCCCGCGAUGCCAUGGUCGAGGUGCAUGGUGUGCUGAAUACCAUCGCUGUUAGUUUGAUGAAGAUUGCCAAUGAUAUACGCUUCCUGGGCUCUGGACCACGUUGCGGUCUCGGCGAACUCUCGCUGCCAGAGAACGAGCCGGGUAGCUCCAUCAUGCCGGGCAAGGUGAAUCCCACACAGUGCGAGUCGCUGACAAUGUUGGCCGCUCAGGUGAUGGGCAACCAGGUGGCUGUGACUGUUGGCGGCGCCAAUGGACACUUUGAGCUGAACGUGUUCAAGCCUCUGAUUGUGUCGAAUGUGCUGCGCUCCAUUCGUCUGCUGUCUGAUGGCAGCCGCACCUUCACCGCCAACUGCGUGGAUGGCAUCCAGGCGAACAAGGAUCGCAUUGCCAAGAUCAUGAACGAGUCGCUGAUGUUGGUCACCGCCUUGAAUCCACACAUUGGCUACGACAAGGCCGCAAAGAUUGCCAAGACAGCGCACAAGAAUGGAACCACGCUCAAGGAGGAGGCCAUCAAUCUGGGCUAUUUGACCGAGCAGCAGUUCAACGAAUGGGUGCGUCCCGAGCAGAUGCUGGGACCCAAGUAGGCGACGACUCACAUCCUCCGAACAGCAACUCAACUUUGUCCUCUUUUCACCAACAUAAUAAAAAGCUUAAAACAACCAAA
This is a messenger RNA of Drosophila albomicans, 1680 nucleotides long. RefSeq names its product fumarate hydratase, mitochondrial. Bases 104 to 1600 code for a protein of 498 amino acids. Gene Ontology annotation, biological process: tricarboxylic acid cycle; malate metabolic process; fumarate metabolic process. The transcript has 5 exons. The record is from RefSeq and is a predicted model, not a curated record. Gene Ontology annotation, molecular function: fumarate hydratase activity. Lineage: Eukaryota; Metazoa; Arthropoda; Insecta; Diptera; Drosophilidae. Gene Ontology annotation, cellular component: tricarboxylic acid cycle heteromeric enzyme complex; mitochondrion.